AUGCCUGAAGGCCGCCAAUCCCCUCCACCUGAGCGCCAGUCCGGCAAGCAAGUCGGGAGUCAAACGAAGAACGCCCCCGAGUCUAACCCGAAAUCCAAGGACUGGUCGGCCAAAGAAAAACAGCUUAAGGCUGAGAUCGAUAGGCUUGAAUCAAACCCAAAGGGUCCGAUGGAAGACGCUUUGGAGUCCAAGUUUUCCAAAGAGACAGGGAACCCAAUUGGCAGGAACGUGAUCUAG
Molecule: messenger RNA, 237 nt
Organism: Clonostachys solani
Lineage: Eukaryota; Fungi; Ascomycota; Sordariomycetes; Hypocreales; Bionectriaceae
Source: the annotation of a GenBank genome assembly